UUGGCCUAUUCGUCUCUGGAUGCCGUACACUGGAUAACCAUUUAAACGUAACAGCAAGUGCACUUCGCGUGUCCCCUAAGGUCUGGAACAGCCCUUAAAAUGGCUGGCACUUAGUCCUCUACUGAGUGCGUUGGAUUCUGUGACGAUAAUCAUUUGUCGCCAGGGCCAGAAACAGUUUGCCGUGUCCAGUCGGCGAUUGUCAUGAGAAGAGUAUAAUUAUCCGGGUUAGCGUGAGGUUUAUCCACGGACGGACGUCGCCUAUGAUCGCAGCAGCGCAGCUUCGCCGCGUGUGUCUGCUCCGCGGCCGCGUCUCCCAGUUGGUGCUCGGCGUGCGUUUCAGAGAGCGACAGAGUCUACGGUGCAUUAUGGUGGACUCCCAGUAUUACCUCCCCAACGACAUAGGGAUCUCUGCCCUGGAGUGCGGCGAGGCUUUCCGGCUGCUGUCGCCCAGAGAGCAGCUGUACGCGCACUACCUCUCGAGGGCGGCUUGGUACGGGGGCCUGGUGGUGCUGCUGCAGACCUCGCCGGAGUCUCCGGCCGUCUACGUGCUGCUGCAGCGGCUGUUCCGCAGCCAGUCCCCGGCGCAGCUGGAGACCGUGGCUACCGCCGCCGGACUGAGCCCCGAGGAGUACCAGGCCUUCCUGGUUUACGCUGCUGGGCUAUAUGCCAACAUGGGAAACUACAAAUCAUUUGGUGAUACCAAGUUCAUUCCCAACCUCCCGCAGGAGAAGCUGAAGGCGCUGGUGUGGCAGAGCCAGGCUUUUCAGCUGAACCCCACAGAGAUGGAGGCGCUGUGGAACAGCUGCGCCCACCUCAUCUACUCCCUGGCGGAGCGUCAGAAACAGCUGGGGCUGGGGGACAAGGGAAUCACCACCUACUUCUCAGGGAACUGCUGUCUGGAGGAUGCAGAACUUACGCAGAAGUUCCUGGACUCCAAGAACCUGAGUGCCUACAACACGCGGCUGUUUAAGCAGCAGGCGGCCGAGGGCAAGCGCUGCUACCAGGUGCGACUGGCCUCCGCCGAGACGAAAGACGGUCCGCUGUCCAAUGGGGAGCCCAGCUGUGGCAGGUACGAGUUCGGGGACGCCGUGUUCAUGGUGCAGAGGGGCGACUACGCUCCCAUCAUGAAGAAAGUGAGCGACAAUUUGGUGAAGGCCCAGGCCUAUGCAGCGAAUGAGAAUCAGAAGCGCAUGCUGGAGGAGUAUGUACGCAGCUUCACCGUGGGCUCGGUGGACGCCCACAAGGAAGGCUCCCGCUUCUGGAUCAAGGACAAGGGCCCCAUCGUGGAGAGUUACAUUGGCUUCAUCGAGAGCUACCGGGACCCCUUCGGCUCCAGGGGCGAAUUUGAAGGGUUCGUGGCGGUGGUGAAUAAGGCCAUGAGCGCUCGCUUCGCGAAGCUGGUGGCGUCGGCCGAGGUGCUGCUGCCCCAGCUGCCCUGGCCGUCCGACUUCGAGAAGGACAGCUUCCUGCGGCCGGACUUCACCUCGCUGGAUGUGCUAACCUUCGCCGGCAGCGGGAUUCCUGCCGGAAUCAACAUCCCCAACUACGAUGACAUCCGUCAGACCGAGGGCUUCAAGAACGUGUCCCUGGGGAACGUCCUGGCCGUAGCCUACGCCACACAGAAGGAUAAACUCACCUUCAUGGACGAGAAUGACAAGGAUAUGUAUAUCAAGUGGAAGGGCCCGUCCUUCGAGGUGCAGGUGGGACUUCACGAGCUGCUGGGCCACGGCAGCGGGAAGCUCUUUGUGCAGGACGACAAAGGAAACUUCAACUUCGAUCGGGAGAAAGUUCGCAACCCAGAGACUGGGGAGCUGGUGUCCAGCUGGUACAAAGGGAGUGAGACGUGGGACAGCAAGUUCUCCACUAUUGCCUCGUCCUACGAGGAGUGCAGGGCAGAGUGUGUGGGGCUCUACCUCUGCCUCAACCAGGAAGUGCUCAGUGUGUUUGGGCAUGAGGCCGCUGACGCAGAGGAGGUGGUGUACAUCAACUGGCUGAACAUGGUGCGGGCCGGACUGCUGGGACUGGAGUUCUACACACCGGAGAGCAAGAGCUGGAGACAGGCUCACAUGCAAGCACGUUUCGUGAUCUUGCGGGUGCUGCUGGAGGCGGGGGAUGGUCUGGUCACCCUGCAGGAGACGACCGGGACAGAUGGGCGGCCUGACGCCCUCAUCACGCUUGACAGGAGCAAGAUCCGUACAGUGGGGAAGAGCGCCAUCCAGAGGUUCCUCUGCAAACUGCAGGUUCACAAGUCGACGGCGGACGUGGAGGGCGGCCGUGCUCUAUACGAGGGCUACUCCGAAGUCAGCUCCACGGGGUCACAUGACUUUCUGCGUCUGCGGGAGACGGUGCUGCUGCGCAAGGAGGCUCGCAAGAUGUUCGUCCAGGCCAACACCGAGGUCAAAGGGGAGCAGGUGGAGCUGGUGGAGUACGAGGGCAGCGCAGCCGGACUCAUCCAGUCCUUCGUGGAGAGGUUCCCGGAGGACGGGCCGGAGGUGGAGAAGCAGCUGCUGGAGCUGAGCCUGCAGGACUCCCCCUGCUGGUGCUGAGAGCAAACUGCACGCUGAUGUCACGCGAGCAAGAGAAGGACACGCUGACACACUGCCCUGCAGAAACAUGCACGCUGAAAUACAUACAUACACACACACACACACACACACAC
Megalops cyprinoides (Indo-Pacific tarpon) is the source of this 2659-nucleotide messenger RNA. RefSeq names its product dipeptidyl-peptidase 3 (gene dpp3). NCBI's taxonomy places the organism in Eukaryota, Metazoa, Chordata, Actinopteri, Elopiformes, Megalopidae. The transcript has 18 exons. The coding region runs from base 261 to 2546 and encodes 761 amino acids. Gene Ontology annotation, cellular component: cytoplasm. Gene Ontology annotation, biological process: proteolysis. The record is from RefSeq and is a predicted model, not a curated record. Gene Ontology annotation, molecular function: dipeptidyl-peptidase activity; metalloexopeptidase activity.